AUGCCCUGGGGUGGGGUCCCUGAACCCCCCAGCGUCAUACAGGGUUCCCCCAGCUCGGCGGCCAUGGUGCUGGAUGGGUCCCAGUACUUCGUCCUCCUCAUCAUCACCGAUGGUGUCAUCUCUGAUAUGGCCCAAACCAAGGAGGCCAUUGUCAAUGCUGCAAAAUUGCCCAUGUCCAUCAUCAUCGUGGGAGUCGGCCAGGCCGAGUUCGAUGCCAUGGUGGAGCUGGAUGGGGAUGACAUCCGCAUCUCUUCCCGUGGGAAAGUGGCUGAGCGUGAUAUUGUCCAGGGGGAUUGGGAUGGUGUUGCCUGAGUAUUCUUGGCCAUGGGACUCCCCACUAUGCCCAUCCAGGACUGUCCUGCCCCCACAGAAAAGGGGCAGGGGGUCUUCGCCAUCCUGACCAGAAAGCUAGGGUAUGCAGGAACCUCCACAAAAUGUGGAGUGCCCCCCUAGGGUGAUGCAUGAACCCUUCUAAGACACCCGCCUCCCCAAAUCCAUGGUCCCCCCCCAUUUCCUGGGCUGAUCCCAGUGGGGUCCCCAGUGUUUUGUG
Molecule: messenger RNA, 550 nt
Organism: Poecile atricapillus (Black-capped chickadee)
Lineage: Eukaryota; Metazoa; Chordata; Aves; Passeriformes; Paridae
Product: copine-5-like
Exons: 4
Coding region: 1-312 (103 amino acids)
Biological process (GO): cellular response to calcium ion
Cellular component (GO): plasma membrane
Molecular function (GO): calcium-dependent phospholipid binding
Source: RefSeq, a predicted model, not a curated record